Populus nigra (black poplar) is the source of this 1962-nucleotide messenger RNA. Its product is annotated as serine/threonine-protein kinase STY13-like. Gene Ontology annotation, molecular function: ATP binding; protein kinase activity. Bases 576 to 1823 code for a protein of 415 amino acids. Lineage: Eukaryota; Viridiplantae; Streptophyta; Magnoliopsida; Malpighiales; Salicaceae. The transcript is spliced from 3 exons. The record is from RefSeq and is a predicted model, not a curated record. Gene Ontology annotation, biological process: protein phosphorylation.
UUACUUCCACUGCUUUUUUUUUUUAGAAUUAAUUAAUUAAUUAAUAACAGGAUUGCUGACAGAAUUCAUCUCCUUUCCCUUUUCUUUUCUUAAUUUUUAUUUUUUUUCACGAUGUCUUAUUUUUUAUUUAAUUAGCUGAUCUAAUUUCUGUCUAACCCUCCUCCUCUUUUCCCAUUUCUACAUACAAAGCUCUAAUCUUUCUCUUGAUCCUUUUGUUUCCCGAGAAAAAAACCAAGUCUUGAUUCAUUUUGAGGGUGGGGGUGUGAUGGGUCGUCUCAUGUGGAAAGCUUGUGUCCUUUUUUUGUUUGACUGAUUUCUUAUGUUUUGAUGGCAGAUAGUGAAAGAAACAUACUUUUUGUGGGUGCUGUGGCUUCAAAUCAGUUUAAGAUGUCCUAACUAGUUCUUCCAGAGGGUGCAUGUAUCGGCGACUCUGUAACAUUAGAUGACUUGCAGGAGUUUGUGCUAAGAAGAAUUGUGUCACUGGAUUUAUCUCGACAAGUUUCAGGAGUUUACAAUAAGAAGAAUUGUGUGUCCCUGAUUUUUCUCGACAAGUUUCUUCAUUAUUGUUUGGGAAAAUGGUGGAGGGUAAAAAAUUUACUGGACUAAUGGCACCAAGUAACAACAACGGUAACGACUAUUAUGGUUUCACACAAGGUUUUUACCAAGAAAUUGGUGAUGGUACAAACAUGUCCAUCGACAGUUUACAAACAAGCCAUGCUGGUGGGUCUGUCUCGAUGUCAGUGGACAACAGUAGUGUUGGAUCCAAUGAUUCUUUAACGCACAUGUUAAGCCAUCCUGGUUUGAAACCUGUCAACCACCGUAACUACAAUGUCUCAGUGGGCGCGAGUGUGUUUCGUCCAGGGAAAGUUACCCAUGCCCUAAAUGACGAUGCAUUAGCGCAAGCAUUGAUGGAUAAUCGGUAUCCAACCGAAGGACUCCAGCAUUAUGAUGACUGGACAAUCGAUUUGAGAAAACUCAAUAUGGGUACAGCUUUUGCUCAAGGUGCUUUUGGAAAGUUAUACAGAGGGACAUAUAAUGGGGAGGAUGUUGCGAUUAAGAUAUUAGAGAGGCCUGAGAAUAUCCUAGAAAAGUCACAAGUGAUGGAACAGCAGUUCCAGCAGGAAGUUAUGAUGCUUGCAAAUUUAAAGCACCCGAACAUUGUGCGGUUUAUUGGUGCAUGCCAGAAGCCAAUGGUUUGGUGUAUCGUCACAGAAUAUGCAAAAGGUGGGUCAGUUCGGCAGUUUUUGACUAGGAGGCACAAUCGUGCAGUGCCAUUGAAAUUAGCAGUCCAGCAGGCUUUGGAUGUUGCGAGAGGAAUGGCAUAUGUUCAUGGACUUGGGUUUAUACACCGGGAUUUGAAGUCAGAUAACCUCUUAAUUGCAGCAGAUAAAUCCAUAAAAAUUGCUGAUUUUGGUGUUGCACGGAUUGAGGUGCAGACUGAAGGGAUGACACCGGAAACUGGGACGUACCGCUGGAUGGCUCCAGAGAUGAUUCAGCAUAGGCCUUAUACACAAAAGGUGGAUGUGUAUAGCUUUGGAAUCGUUCUCUGGGAGCUCAUAACAGGUUCGCUUCCCUUCCAGAACAUGACAGCUGUGCAGGCUGCAUUUGCUGUGGUGAACAAGGGGGUAAGGCCAAUUAUCCCAUAUGAAUGUCUGCCUGUGCUGAGUGACAUAAUGACCCGCUGCUGGGACGCCAACCCUGAAGUGCGUCCUCCCUUCACCGAGAUUGUUAGGAUGCUUGAGAAUGCUCAAACUGAGAUCAUGACUAAUGUGCGCAAGGCUCGCUUCAGGUGUUGCAUGGCUCAACCCAUGACAGUUGAAUGAUCCAGAAUAGAAGACCGGAAAAGAAAGGAAAAAAAAAAAACCAGAUGUUAAUGAGGAUACAGAUGAAAAUUGUAUUAUUAAACUGACACUUGGUAUGAACUGAACUUGUAUGUUUAUGUAUCAGUGUUCUUUUUCUUUA